Messenger RNA from Amoebophrya sp. A25, 1773 nucleotides. Lineage: Eukaryota; Dinophyceae; Syndiniales; Amoebophryaceae. The record is from the annotation of a GenBank genome assembly.
CUCCAACCCGCGAGUGGUUUCGGCUAGGCAUAAGAAGAUCGCGCUCGACGAAUUCGUAGAGAAGUGGGGGGAAGGAGGCGAACCGCACACAUGCCUUCCGCAUCUCGGAGUCUCAAAAACUUUCCGCUCGGGCUCUGUCUACAGCGACACUGCCUUUGACUCCGAUAUUACGAGAUUCCAGACCGCGCAGAUCGUCCUGAGGAAAUUCUUUGAACAGGAGCCAGAAGCUGCUCAAUAUUUUCGGAUCGGCCUCGCGGAGCCAAAGGUCACAUUAUGGAUUUGGAUGAGUUUGAAGCUGAUCGACGAUAGUGCCGAACUUCAUAGGCUAACGGUGAAUCGAGUUGAUUGAUUUCCCUAUAGAGCAGACGGCCACGCGGGCCAUUCGAUGUCUUCUUCAUUGGAUAUCGAUGCUGACGCUUGACUUGGUCCUGCAAGCUCAAUAUGUAACCUAUCUCAAUUUCCAGGUGUACACUUUCAGAAAUGGCGACGCGAAGUGCUUGGUAGAGCCUUUCAUCCAGAACUACGAAAUUUUUUCAAAUAAUUGGGGCUGGGGGGCUCGCUCGCAUGACUUCCCCGCAGCAAUCUCGCACUUCAGCUAUCACUACAGUCUAUCAAAGGGGUCCAGCGCAACAAUUCUAGCGGGAUUCCAGGGAUCUCGAAGGGAAAUGAGUGCGCAGCUGGGCUUGAGCGGUGCCACGCGGCCAAUUACGGAGUAUAAUUUUUCGGAUGUCAACGUCAUUUGUGGCGAGACGGAAAAAGGAGGAACCUACGGCCCGUCUGACACAGGUACAGAAAAGUCACCUCGGCAACAGUAAAGCUACCUCAAGGCAGUCUUCAGUUUGGCCAUUCUUUUUGGCUAUAGUAUAGAAGAUAGAAGAAAUAAGCGAAGCAGCUGCGUUUUCAGAGAUUGUUCUAGUCUAUUUGUUUCUUAGAUUAAACUAAGUUUGAGCCCUAAAUGCAGUGCAUGCUCAUGAAAAUUGCAGUCAGAUUCAUGAAAUGAAAACUACAGGGCAAGAUGGGAUCGAUAAAUUUUUUGCGACGCAUGUAUGCGGACGCUGGUGCAACAAGAAAUGGCUUCGCCCUGGUGCGAGUGCCCAUUCUACUAGCAGCUAUCCAUUGAGUACGCGGCAGGGAAGUGGCGCAAGCUCUUCGUUAGCUUCCUCUAGCGAGCAUGGAGUCUUUGCCCAGAAUUCGGACAGCAGCAGAACGCGUCACGUCCCUGCGGAAUCACUUCCAGAGAACAACCGAACCCGUUACAUUCCUGUGCAGUAUUUUCCAGGUAAUUCGUUCUAUCAGGGCCUUUUUCUAUGUCCAGACUCUGACGAGAUGCUCCUGCACAAAAGUUCAGUACUGUGCUACUCUCUUACUCGUCACUUUUUUCGACUAGAGUUAGUGUUUUUAGCAACUAAGAUGCACGCAUCCAAAGUCCUAGAGAUUCUAUUACUCGUCUUGUCUUGCUGGCAGUGGAGUAGUACUGUCUAAGACGCAAAUGAAUGAGUGAAUCGAUGAAAGUGAGAGCUUCGCUCUCUUUCUCCGUCGCUCAUCUACCACAACCUUUUGCAUCUCACUCUCAAAGGGAACCGCGGCGCGGCGUCCACUUCUUCAGAAGGCUCCGCUAGACCUGCCUCUAACAGAUUAGCGCAGCACAUCGACUCGUGGCAGUGCGACGAUCCCAACGACUUCGGCGACCUUGAAGAAGAGGCUCUGAGUGAAGUAGGGUCUUGUAUGGAUGAAGACUUCGGAGAGAUUACGGAGAACGAAGGAGAUGAGCCC